Molecule: messenger RNA, 3357 nt
Organism: Drosophila teissieri
Lineage: Eukaryota; Metazoa; Arthropoda; Insecta; Diptera; Drosophilidae
Gene: mAChR-A
Product: muscarinic acetylcholine receptor DM1
Exons: 5
Coding region: 257-2638 (793 amino acids)
Biological process (GO): adenylate cyclase-inhibiting G protein-coupled acetylcholine receptor signaling pathway; G protein-coupled receptor signaling pathway, coupled to cyclic nucleotide second messenger; chemical synaptic transmission
Cellular component (GO): plasma membrane; dendrite; synapse
Molecular function (GO): G protein-coupled acetylcholine receptor activity; G protein-coupled serotonin receptor activity
Source: RefSeq, a predicted model, not a curated record
UACAACGGAACCUUCCCAAAUAAGCAAUAGGUUAGAGCAAGAGGGCACGCGAGCGCCACGAGAGAGCUCCGACAGCGAGAGAGGGAGCGAGAACGGUCUGCGAAAAUGGCCAACGCCUUGCGUGGGUGCAGUAAAAAGGAUAAGCAGCGGAUGGGGCUCAACUAAGAGACAAGCCAAACACAGAGAGAGAGAAAGCGCGCGACAGCGAGCAUCGUAAUCCUUACAGCUGCAAAGUACAUAAAAUCACGUAUACGCCAUGGAGCCGGUCAUGAGUCUGGCAUUGGCCGCCCAUGGCCCGCCCAGCAUACUAGAGCCGCUGUUUAAGACCGUAACCACGAGCACAACGACCACCACGACCACGACGACCAGCACGACGACGACGACGGCGAGUCCUGCAGGCUACUCGCCAGGAUACCCGGGCACCACCCUCCUGACCGCCCUGUUCGAGAACCUGACGUCCACGGCGGCCAGCGGGCUAUACGAUCCCUAUGCGGGAAUGUACGGGAACCAGACAAACGGCACCAUGGGCUUCGAGACGAAGGGACCGCGGUACUCACUGGCCUCCAUGGUGGUCAUGGGCUUCGUGGCGGCGAUUUUGAGCACGGUGACGGUGGCGGGCAAUGUCAUGGUGAUGAUAUCCUUCAAGAUCGACAAGCAGCUGCAGACGAUCAGCAACUACUUCCUGUUCUCGCUGGCCAUCGCGGACUUCGCCAUCGGCGCGAUAUCGAUGCCGCUCUUUGCGGUGACCACAAUCCUGGGCUACUGGCCCCUGGGUCCCAUCGUCUGCGACACCUGGCUGGCCCUGGACUACCUGGCGUCGAAUGCGUCGGUGCUGAACCUGCUGAUCAUCAGUUUCGAUCGCUACUUCAGUGUCACUCGGCCGCUGACGUACCGCGCCAAAAGGACCACCAAUCGGGCGGCGGUGAUGAUUGGCGCCGCCUGGGGCAUCAGCCUGCUCCUCUGGCCGCCCUGGAUCUACAGCUGGCCCUACAUCGAGGGCAAGCGGACGGUGCCCAAGGACGAGUGCUACAUCCAGUUCAUCGAGACCAACCAGUACAUCACCUUCGGCACGGCACUGGCCGCCUUCUACUUCCCGGUCACCAUCAUGUGCUUCCUCUACUGGCGCAUCUGGCGCGAGACGAAAAAGCGGCAGAAGGACCUGCCCAACCUGCAGGCUGGCAAGAAGGACUCCAGCAAGAGAUCGAACAGCAGUGAUGAGAACACGGUGGUGAAUCACGCCUCCGGCGGCCUGCUGGCCUUCGCCCAGGUGGGCGGCAACGACCAUGACACCUGGCGACGACCGCGCUCCGAGAGUUCGGCGGACGCGGAGAGUGUCUACAUGACCAACAUGGUCAUCGACUCCGGCUACCACGGGAUGCACUCGCGCAAGUCAAGCAUCAAAAGCACGAAUACAAUCAAAAAAUCGUACACCUGCUUCGGCAGCAUCAAGGAGUGGUGCAUUGCGUGGUGGCACUCCGGUCGCGAGGACUCCGACGACUUCGCCUACGAGCAGGAGGAGCCUUCUGAUUUAGGAUGCACCUCGAUGAACGUGAUGCGGGACAACUACUCGAUGGGCGGCAGCGUGAGCGGCGUGCGGCCGCCCAGCAUUCUGCUGUCGGAUGUCUCGCCCACGCCGCUGCCACGCCCACCGCUCGCCUCCAUUUCGCAGCUGCAGGAAAUGAGUGCGGUUGCGGCGAGCACAACGGCGAAUGUGAAUCCCAGUGGCAAUGGCAAUGGCAAUGGCGCCCUCAACAACAACAACAACAGCAGCCACAACGGGAAUGGCGCAGUGAACGGCAACGGGGCCGGAAACGGAAGUGGAAUCGGACUGGGAACAACCGGAAAUGCGACGCAUCGCGACUCGCGCACCCUGCCCGUUAUCAAUCGCAUUAACUCACGGUCGGUGAGCCAGGACUCCGUGUACACGAUACUCAUCCGCCUGCCAUCCGACGGAGCAUCCAGCCAUGCGGCCAACGGAGGCGGAGGAGGAGGUGCCGCCGGUGCCGGGGCAGCUGCCUCCACAGCCUUGAGCCUGCAAGGCGACUGUGCGCCCUCCAUCAAGAUGAUACACGAGGACGGGCCCACGACGACGGCGGCGGCUCCUCCUUUGGCAAGCGCCGCAGCCGCCACUCGACGACCUUUGCCCUCGCGAGACUCUGAGUUCAGCCUGCCCCUCGGACGGAGGAUGUCCCAUGCUCAGCACGAUGCCAGGCUGCUGAACGCCAAGGUCAUACCCAAGCAGCUGGGCAAGGCUGGGGCCGGGGCAGUGGGCGGCGGAGUGGGCGGGGCCCACGCGCUCAUGAACGCCCGCAAUGCGGCCAAGAAGAAGAAGAAAUCGCAGGAGAAGCGGCAGGAGUCGAAGGCGGCCAAGACGCUGUCGGCCAUCCUGCUGAGCUUCAUCAUCACGUGGACACCGUACAACAUCCUGGUGCUGAUCAAGCCGCUGACCACCUGCUCCGACUGCAUACCCACGGAGCUGUGGGACUUCUUCUACGCCCUGUGCUACAUCAACUCGACGAUCAACCCCAUGUGCUACGCCCUGUGCAACGCCACCUUCCGGCGGACCUACGUCCGCAUCCUCACCUGCAAGUGGCACACCCGGAACCGCGAGGGCAUGGUGCGCGGCGUCUACAACUAGAUAAUUAAUACUUAAUCACCCAUCAUCUGGCCGGUUAACUACUAGUAGUUGCAAUAAGUGUUGUGUGCUAGAACUUUUGGGAGGCAGUAAAACCAAAACUAGGCUUAGGAUUACCCAUUGACAAGCAGUACUGAUUUUUUGAUGUCUAGCCCCCGACUAUAUACACGCAUCACCAUUCCGGGAGGGUUGCCAUAAAUAAUAAUUGCCAGAACUGAGGUUUCGCGCGGUGUCAAGAUAAGUUUUAAGUAAGUUUCAGAAGGGAACUUCUGCGGUGUGCAAUAGUGUUUCUCUCAAAGAUCGGAAACAAGGUUCUUUAAAGUUCUAAAGAUAUGGUUAGGCAGGAACUUACCUACCACCUACUUACCUCUUCCAAGCCAAGUUAGUUGCAACCCAUGAAGUUCGACCAACUGCUUCCAAGCAAGCCAAAGAUCUCAUUAAGGUAUCUUUAGACUAGUUCCCGAGGCAACCCUCCGCAGCACCUGAUCACAGCAGAAUUAUCACGAUGAUCACGGUCCCAGGAUCCUCCCGGGAGGAGGAGAUUCCAUUUUGUUAGGCGUUUACGUACUGUUAGGUAGGCACCUGCUCGAUGCAAGAUGAAUUUAAUACAAAUAUAAUGGAUUACGAUUGCAAUUCAUACAUACACAUAUAUAAGAUAUACAGUAUAUUUAUUAUUAUACACAUGGCAAAUGAGUUAGCUUAAGUUGUUGGCGAAAGUUGUA